Salmo salar (Atlantic salmon) is the source of this 1196-nucleotide messenger RNA. RefSeq names its product Ecto-ADP-ribosyltransferase 5 (gene nar5). The record is from RefSeq and is marked provisional. NCBI's taxonomy places the organism in Eukaryota, Metazoa, Chordata, Actinopteri, Salmoniformes, Salmonidae. Gene Ontology annotation, molecular function: NAD+-protein-arginine ADP-ribosyltransferase activity; NAD+ poly-ADP-ribosyltransferase activity.
UAUCUUAAAAGGCAACUCAUCUCCAUUACAUUUUGCAAUUGGACCAAUAUAUGUUGACAUCAUGGCAAGACACAAGAUCCUAACCUUUGCUGUGCUGUAUUUCAUCCAGGCUUGGACUUUGGGUGUAGACUCCAAAAUGGUUCAUCUCCGUCAGCCUGGUCUCAAUUCUCGCAUACCCUUAGACUUGGUCUCUGACUCUGUUGACGACAUGUAUGAAGGCUGCAAUAAAAAAAUGGGCAGAAAGGUGAAGGAAUAUCUUCGAAAUGAAAUCAAUACAGGAGGGAUCUUCGAACAAGCCUGGGCAAACGCACAAAAUUGUGCCUCAAAAAAGUACAGAUCAAACAACAAUAAAAUAGACAAACUUAGUUACAAUCACAUCAAAGCUAUCUGUGCUUACACAGGAGGUCAACCUAAGAUAUACCCAGCGUUCAACCAAGCUGUCCGGACCAAUAGAGCAGAGUACACAACCUCCUUCCAGUUCCACUCCCUGCAUUUCCUGCUGACUGAUGCCAUUCGCAUCCUGAAACUAAAACAAAAGAACUGUCUCACCACAUACCGGAGAACCAACAUGGAGUUUGAUGGUAAAGUUAACAAAGUAAUCAGAUUCGGCUUCUUUGCCUCCAGCUCUCUCAACAAGGGAAUUAAUGAAAUAUUUGGAGAAAAGUCUUGCUUUGAGAUAACAACGUGUUUUGGCGCUGACCUGAAGUCCUUCCCAGUGUUGGGGGAUUAUGAAAAGGAGGUGUUGAUUCCACCGUAUGAAGAGUUCAGUGUUACUGAUGUGCUGAUGAAAGAAAAUGAUAGAAACCUUUGGUGUGAUGUUGUGUACAAACUAAAGAGUAUCAAAACACUGAGUAACCUGAAUUGCAAAAUUUUUAACAAAACAACAAUUCAUUAAGAAAAUCUGUGUUGAUCUUGAGUCAUUGUCCCUAAAGAGGAUUUAAAACUAACAGCUAUGCUGCUUAUCUUUCUUAAAGUAAAUGAAGCCAAAAAAUGUAUUUUCAGUGUCUAAAGCUUUUGUUUUAACUUUAAUUGGUUUAUUGGUGGAUGUUACAUAAAAACCCAAUCCUGACUGUCUGAAAUAGUGAAUAUUAAGAUUGUUGUAUUAACCUGUGUAUCAGACUCCAUAGGAGACUUUAAAACACUUAUAUGCCUUCUGCAGCUUGUGGCAAAACGAAUAAAGAAAAUCAUUGAUCUUG